Messenger RNA from Stegostoma tigrinum, 2372 nucleotides. Its product is annotated as caspase-8-like. Gene Ontology annotation, biological process: proteolysis; negative regulation of extrinsic apoptotic signaling pathway via death domain receptors. NCBI's taxonomy places the organism in Eukaryota, Metazoa, Chordata, Chondrichthyes, Orectolobiformes, Stegostomatidae. Bases 368 to 2056 code for a protein of 562 amino acids. Gene Ontology annotation, molecular function: cysteine-type endopeptidase activity; protein binding. The transcript has 10 exons. The record is from RefSeq and is a predicted model, not a curated record.
UGUACAGUUUUGGCCUGUUGGGGACAAGUGACCAAGGAUUCGCGCUAUUUCUGAAGUACUUGUAUUGUGGUUUUCCUGGCUGUUUGCACCAUAUGUUGUCUGCGCACUGUUUGAGUGCUAUUCUAUCCAGCAUUUACACUACUUUUACACAGAGUACUUCCCCGGACCGGAGGGGUAUUUCCACUGAGUUAUUUAGUACGCUUUCGCUGAGUUCUCUGGGUUGCUCCUCGUUACGGGGCAGCACUUUGCAAUGACUCAGCCUCUCGCACUUCAAACUUCAAGCACUUCCGUAUCCGUCAGAAGCGGCCGCCGAUCCUGAAGACUCCAACGCCGAAGCGGAGCCGGCCCCCAGGUGUUUGAAGCCACAAUGGAAGGUAUCAGUUUCCGGUUCUUAGCCCAUCUCAAUCAACUCAGUGAAAACCUGGGCAGCGAUGAGCUGAAGGCAAUGAAAUUCCUUUGCCGAGAUCUGUUGCCCAGUAACCGGCUAAAUGGAGCUGAUUCUGGACAAAAACUCUUUGUCACUCUGCAGGAGAAAGGUCUUCUCGAUGAAAGUGACCCCUUCAUUGUGGCAGAGCUACUGUAUCGGACCAGACAAUUCAGGCUCCUGAAGAAGAUGAAAUAUGACAAAGACGAGGUCUGCAAGCAGCUGAAAGAAUCAGGAAAGGCCAAGAUCUCAUCAUACAGACAGUUUUUGUUCGAGAUUUCAGACGACAUUACGAUGAAGGAUUUGGACACUGUGAAACAUUUUUUACGCUUCUCACUAUCUAAAUCGAAACUGGAGAAUAUCACAACAAUGCUGGAUGCCAUCACUGAAAUGGAGAAGGAGGGAUUGCUGGAAGAAAACAAUAUGGAGCUUUUGAAGGACAUUUGCAAGGAAAUUGGGGAGGAUUUAGUGAAGAAGUUUGACUGUUACACGACAGAAGGAAGCUGGAAGGGUGAGGAAUCUGAUCCGUUGCUGGCUCCGACUCCUGAGACCGAGUGUCUGCUUGUGAAUUUGAUUCCACAGAGGCCACCAUCUGGGGAAUGGUUGAGAUCCCCCCAGAUGGAUGAACAACACAAUUCCUUGUCAACGAAACCGGCACAGCUUUCUGACACGAAGGAGCAAGAUGGUGUUGACCUCCAUGGUCCAAGUACUGAGGUGAAGUCUGAGCACCAGAUUCUGGGCACGUACAAAAUGGACAGCAACCCACGGGGCUUCUGCGUCAUAAUUAACAACAUUAACUUCAAGACAAUGCCGGAACGCAAAGGAACGCGCGUGGACGCGGAGCGGCUCGACGGCGUCUUCAGGUGGCUUGGUUUUGAAGUGGUUCUGUUCAAGAACCUCUCGGCUGCAGAGAUGAGGGACACCAUGAAUCGGUACCGGGAGACGGAUCACUCGCUGCGCGAUUGCUUUGUAUGCUGCAUCCUGACGCACGGCAAGCAGGGCGUGAUGUGCGGCACCGACGGCCAAAUGGUCGCCAUACGCGACAUCACCUCGCUCUUCUCGGGCUCGCAGUGCCCGACCCUCCGAGAGAAGCCCAAGCUCUUCUUCAUUCAGGCGUGCCAGGGCACUAAGAAACAGGACAGCGUCGGGGUGGAGGCCGCCGCUGCGGGGGCGGGGCCCAGCCUCGCGGAGGCGGGGUUUAGCACGGCGGGGGGUGGGCCCGGCCUGGCGGAGGCGGGGUCCAACGCCGCGGGGGCGGGGCCCGGGAGCACCGGAAGUGAGGUAGUUAGCGUUGAGCCGGACCCCGCGCUGGAGUCGGACGCCGUUAGCAGCGCCGUGGCCACCAUCCCCGACGAGGCGGACUUCCUCCUGGGCAUGGCGACGGUGGAGGGAUACGUCUCGUUCCGACACACUCAGCUCGGCACCUGGUACAUCCAGUCGCUGUGCGAGAAUCUGCAGAGAUACUGUGCCAGGGAGGAUCUGCUCAGUAUUCUGACCAUCGUCAACAGAGAUGUCAGUGGGAAAAAAGACAAGAAAGACAAGACUCAAAUGCCACAGCCCAGUUAUACCCUUAGGAAGAAACUUUACUUCCCUGUGACCCAAAGCUUCACCAGUUUCAUAAACUCCGCCUAGCCACUGCAGCACUGGAAGCAAGGUGGACUUUGGGUUUGCAAGUCCUGGGAACUCUUAAGGUCUCUGUGCAGAGAUGCAUUGACGGUGAAUCGGUUUGGGCUGUGUGACUCUGUCUGGAAGGUUCUUCAUCUCAUUGUCAAUGCAGGUCAUUAACUAAACAACUAGUUUUGAUCUGAACCACUGUGAAGAGAAUAUCGAUUAUGUCACCACUAGAUUGUUUUACCAUGAACGUGGCAAUAUUUCCUAUAAGAUUUUUUUUAGAAAAAAACAAUAUUAUUUGUAUUAAAAUAUUGAAGGGAUUGAGAAUUUCACUAAA